UAUAGUUAAUAAAUAUAGUUAAUCUGAAGCUACCACCAAAUCAAAAACACCAAGUGAGAUCGAUCGAUCGAUCUUGGGAAUCAAGAAAAAAAAAGAUUUAGAGACUAACGUUGUUUAAUCUAAGAAAAGAGGAAGAGAUGUGGGAAUCAAUUUGCCUAACGGUGGCCGCCACGGCAGGUAACAAUAUCGGCAAAGUUCUGCAGAAGAAGGGCACUCUCAUUCUCCCUCCUUUAUCUUUCAAGCUCAAGUAGUCUUUCAGGAAGUGGCUGGUAUGAACAACUAUGUGCAACAAGUAUGUGCAUGACGACUAAGCAGAUCGUUGAACUUCUUACACUUUUCGCUAUGGAGAUACCACUAGCUACCAUUAGUCAAUAGCUCUCCAUGGCUUGAGUUGAGGGAGAGAAAACAAUUAUGUUAACGGGCUCUAUAAAAUGUGAAGAAAAGAGAAAAAAGAUACUUGGAGACUGAAUUGGAUGAUUAUUCCCUCAAGCAUGUUGGGACUUAACUAUUAUGUAUAAUUAAUCUAAAAGGAAAAGAAGGUGAUUAAAGCUUAUGCUUUCAACAAGCCAUGGAUCUUUGGUUUACUUAUGGAUUUGUUUGGAGCAGUCUUGAUGUUGCGAGCACUAUCUCUAGCCCCAGUAUCGGUCAUUCAACCAGUUUCUGGCUGUGGACUUGCUAUACUUUCAGUAUUUUCCCAUUUUUAUCUAAAGGAGAUCAUGAACGUUAUUGAUUGGAUAGGAAUUACCUUGGCAGGCAUUGGCACCAUAGCUGUUGGUGCUGGAGGGGAGGAGCAGCAGGCCUCGGCUAUCUCAAUUUUUCAUCUACCGUGGCUGGCAUGUGCUGUUGCAAUCUUGUUUGUACUCCUUAAUGGAUGGCUUCGCAUUUAUAGACGCCAGCGAAGAGAACAAGAGCUGAUGCAAUAUGAAGUAAUUGAGGAAAUUAUUUAUGGACUGGAAUCUGGGAUUUUGUUUGGGAUUUCAUCCGUGAUAUCAAAGAUGGGAUUUUUAUUCUUGGAGCAGGGAUUUUCCAAGUUGUUGGUGCCUGUUUGUAUUUCAAUAAGCAUUUGUUGUAGUGCUUCUGGUUUUGUAUGUCAGACACGUGGCUUGAAGCAUGGAAGGGCAAUUGUAGUGUCCACAUGUGCAGCUGUUGCAUCAAUUGUAACUGGUGUAUUUGCUGGUAUGUUUGCUUUGGGUGAACGGCUGCCUUCAGCACCUACAUCUCGUCUCUGGCUUUUGCUUGGAUGGAUGUGCAUCAUUCUUGGUGUGAUUCUGCUGGUAGCUUCAACACGGCUGGUGCGAAGCCUUCCACGGUCUUGGCGACGUGUUCUAAGAAGUGGGGUUGACAAAAACAUGGGUCUCAGGCAAUCUGUGCCAACACGGAGUAGAGAUACUAGUCCUAGUGCUGUUAUCCAGGCGUCAACUUUACAUCAUUUGAUAGCAACUCCCUCUAAAGCUAAGGCUUGAACUGUGUCAUUGCAAUUAAAAUGAUAACUCAAGGGUUGGACUUUGCUCAAGGUUCUUGUAAAUGUAACUUGAGGGCUGUUGUUAGUAAUCACAUUGUAUCUGGUGUGUACAGUACAGUUUUCAGCAUAGUGCAGGUUGUUUGAGGCUGAGGAUUCAUUCCAUUUAUACAAGAGAGUCUAGCACUUAAUACUGUUAUAAUCCUUCUAUAUCUUUUUAGACUCACCCGGACCCCAUUCUUGACGCACAUCGUGUGUUUUUUUUGGAAACAUGGUGUCUACAGAUGGAUAUUGUUUUAUAACUAAUUGAUAUGAUUGUCUC
This is a messenger RNA of Lycium barbarum (goji berry), 1781 nucleotides long. Its product is annotated as probable magnesium transporter NIPA9. Gene Ontology annotation, cellular component: membrane. The transcript has 10 exons. Gene Ontology annotation, biological process: magnesium ion transport. The coding region runs from base 588 to 1463 and encodes 291 amino acids. Lineage: Eukaryota; Viridiplantae; Streptophyta; Magnoliopsida; Solanales; Solanaceae. The record is from RefSeq and is a predicted model, not a curated record. Gene Ontology annotation, molecular function: magnesium ion transmembrane transporter activity.